AUGAAUUCUGUUCAACAAAUAGACGAACUUGUUAAAGAAUAUUUAUUAUUUAGAGGAUUUUCGAAUACUUUUCGUUCCUUUGAACAAGAAUGUAGAAAUGAUAGAGAUAAAGGAUUCCAGGCGGAAAAAAUUAUUGAUGAAUUAUAUUCAUUUAUCACAAAGAGUGACAUUAAUGGGUUACUUGAUUAUUGGAAAUAUCUUAAUCAAAGAUAUUUUUCAAGAUUAGAUGCUCGAUUUUUAGGAUCGAUACAGCAGAAAAGAGAAGACAUAGUUUUUGAAUUUUUUAAAACUUUUGGAACAGAAUUAAGUGGAAAUGUAGAAUGGUCAAAAUGGUUUGGAUUGCCAUUUUCAAAAAAUCCAGCAGCAGAUCCAAAUUUUGAAGCAUAUUUCACCAAACAAUGGUUAGAGACAUUAACAAAUUCAUCGACGAGAGAUUGA
Diversispora eburnea is the source of this 438-nucleotide messenger RNA. The record is from the annotation of a GenBank genome assembly. Lineage: Eukaryota; Fungi; Glomeromycota; Glomeromycetes; Diversisporales; Diversisporaceae.